GGGAGCGCGCGGGGGGCGGGGCCGAGGGCCAAGAUGGCGGACGCCUCACAGCCGACGCGCAGGUGGCGAUAGUGUCCUCUCCCCUGCGAUGGAGGACGGGAGAUCGUAAGCUCCUCGAAGACAGGGCUCGUGUCUGCCAACUCUGUCGUCUCGAACUCUCCAGGUGCUUAUUACAGUAGCCCGCGCACGAGGGAAUAUAUGAAGGAAGGAAAGGACGAGUCUGCUGAAGAUGAGGCGGCUGAAUCGGAAGAAAACCUUAAGUUUGGUGAAGGAGUUGGAUGCCUUUCCGAAGGUUCCUGAAAGUUACGUAGAGACGUCAGCAAGUGGGGGUACAGUUUCUCUAAUUGCGUUUACCACUAUGGCUUUUUUAACCGUAAUGGAGUUUUUGGUCUAUCAAGAUACCUGGAUGAAGUAUGAAUAUGAAGUAGACAAGGAUUUUGCUAGUAAAUUAAGAAUCAAUAUAGAUAUCACUGUUGCCAUGAAGUGUCAAUAUAUUGGAGCCGACGUGUUAGAUUUAGCAGAAACUAUGGUUGCGUCUGCAGAUGGCUUGGUUUAUGAACCAGUGAUAUUUGACCUCUCACCGCAGCAAAGGGAGUGGCAGAGAAUGUUGCAGAUGAUUCAAAAUAGGCUACAGGAGGAACAUUCGCUCCAAGAUGUGAUAUUCAAAAGUGCUUUUAAAAGUGCUUCAACUGUACUGCCACCAAGGGGAGAUCUUUCAUUACAACCUCCUGAUGCAUGCAGGAUUCAUGGACAUCUUUAUGUUAAUAAAGUGGCAGGGAAUUUUCACAUAACUGUGGGCAAGGCUAUCCCCCAUCCUCGAGGUCAUGCACACUUGGCAGCCCUCGUUAGCCAUGACUCCUACAACUUUUCCCACAGAAUAGAUCACCUGUCUUUCGGUGAACUUGUCCCAGGAAUUAUUAAUCCUUUAGAUGGAACCGAAAAAAUCGCCGUAGAUCACAACCAGAUGUUUCAGUAUUUUAUCACAGUUGUUCCAACAAAACUCCACACAUAUAAAAUUUCAGCAGAAACCCAUCAGUUUUCAGUGACAGAAAGGGAACGCGUCAUCAACCACGCAGCGGGAAGCCAUGGGGUGUCCGGGAUAUUUAUGAAAUACGAUAUCAGUUCACUGAUGGUGACGGUGACCGAAGACCACAUGCCGUUCUGGCAGUUCCUCGUGAGGCUCUGCGGGAUCGUUGGGGGCAUCUUCUCCACGACAGGCAUGCUACAUGGAAUUGGAAAAUUUAUAGUGGAAAUAAUUUGCUGUCGUUUCAGACUUGGAGCCUACAGACCAAUUACGCCCGUCCUCUUCCAAGAUGGCCACACAGACAACCACUUACCUCUUACAGAAAACAACACACACUAGCACCUCCGGAGCGGAGGGGGGAAGAACUUUUUUUUGCCUGACGGAAAUCCUUUUUAUAAUAAAACAUUGUGCAGUACGUUCGACGCAAACGGUAUGGACGGGAAGCGAAAGUCACACCUUUAAAAAAUGGAAGCCACCUACCCCGUGUACUUUGUGUCUGUUGCUCCGCGGGGGCUAGAGAGGCGCCGCCGCUUUGAAGACGACCGCUGCUUUUCUCGGCACGUGGGGGAACCCGAGGUCUGGGGAUCGCCCCCUCAUUCUGGGGGGGAGAGAACCCUCCCGGGGGUGGGACUAAAGCCAGACAGGUCAGGUUCAGGAGAGAUGCUCGAGGCCUACCUCUCUAAAGGGAGACCUGGCUGAAGAACAUGGGCGUCCAGUUCACGUCCGGCUCUCAGUGAGUAGCAGGUUACAGGUCCCAAGAUGAAUAAAGGAAGGCAGAAUGGUGGUAGAAAACAAUGUCCGGCGGGAUCCAAAAUACACCCGGUGAAGAAAUUGGCGCUAGGCGGUCGAUUGGUUUUCUAGUCGUACUCCCAUUCGUCGAAAGUGAAUUGCGUGGUGGGCUUUUAAGAUUCGGUGUCUUCCACCUGCUCUCGAGCGGCGGGGAACACCUUGGGCGAGCGCGGGCCCUGCUGAGGAAACAGGUAAUAUCUGGCCCGUCCCUGUAGAACGACUGUUAAAUCUGGGGGAGUAUAAUUAGCGGGUCCAGUCUCCUGCACUGGGUUUAGUCGUCGAUUCGGCAAAUCUAAGACGAGUAAGUUGGGGGGGGGGGGGGGUCUCCUCGGCAGGAGACGUUAGAGGUCUUGAGCACUUCCUGUAUUGAAAUUUAAAACAAAAUGAAGGAAAUGAAAUUUGUCAAGUGUUAAAAGAGAUGGGAUUUUUUUUACCACCCCCCCCCCCCCCGAGAGCUUCCGGAAGGGUGGUGACGUGUGAAAUGAAUCAAAGAGCGAGGCGGAGAAAAAGAAUGGAUCUGUUCGAGCGUGCCGUGCCUGUUGAGGGCGCGAGUCAGGAUGGUCACUGGCGUUGUCUCUCUCUGCCUCGGCUCCAAGGUUGUCCUAGCCAACUGAAAGACUGAUCACUAAUGACCGCAAAAUUAAUCUUGAAAAGAGGCAAAUUGCACAAGAGUUGGAAAAGAAUAAAUAAAAAAAAAAAAGCGA
Messenger RNA from Ornithorhynchus anatinus (platypus), 2517 nucleotides. It is a transcript of the gene ERGIC2, whose product is annotated as ERGIC and golgi 2. The transcript has 15 exons. Lineage: Eukaryota; Metazoa; Chordata; Mammalia; Monotremata; Ornithorhynchidae. The record is from RefSeq and is a predicted model, not a curated record. Gene Ontology annotation, cellular component: COPII-coated ER to Golgi transport vesicle; membrane; endoplasmic reticulum. Gene Ontology annotation, biological process: endoplasmic reticulum to Golgi vesicle-mediated transport; retrograde vesicle-mediated transport, Golgi to endoplasmic reticulum. Bases 230 to 1363 code for a protein of 377 amino acids.